Drosophila suzukii is the source of this 865-nucleotide messenger RNA. RefSeq names its product Accessory gland protein 53C14b. NCBI's taxonomy places the organism in Eukaryota, Metazoa, Arthropoda, Insecta, Diptera, Drosophilidae. The record is from RefSeq and is a predicted model, not a curated record.
UUUUUCGCUCAUUAUCGCUGCUAAAAACGAAAGAAUGAGCAGGUUCAAGACCAUUUUUAUGGUGAGCCUGUUGGCUAUAUUCCUUAGCCCCCGGGAGACUGAUGCUCAGGCAACCAUCAGCGAAAACUGGAGUAAGUUGGGCAAGUGCACUCAGGUGGCCAUCGAAACAAUUACUAGUUUGGCCAACAAAAUUGUUCCAACCUUCUACGAACUGAAAAAAUGUUCCGGAUACGUGGUCUUGGAACAGCCAAACAAUAAGGGAAGAAAGAUUACCUGGUACUUGAAAGUCACCAUCGAAUUCUUCAAGAAGCUUGCCUUUGACAAACCGAAAUGUUUGCAUAAUCUAAUAAGUCAAAUAGCUCAACGGGUCAAACCAUAUACAGAGCAAAUUACGGCAUUGGGUUGCUUGGACGAAAAUGAUUUAAUCAUCUAAAGAAAGGAAAAUAGUAUAACAUUAUGCGUUAAAACUGAAAGCACUAAAAGGUCCCAAGUGUGAGCAAAAAAUGAUAUUUUAAAUAAGAAAACAGUAAUUAGAAUGCUGCUUUGAGAGGAAAGUAUUAAAAUUAAAAUUAUAUUAUAAAAGAACUUUUAUUUUGUAUCUAUAGUUGAUACGUAUCUUUAGAUGGCAUAGUUGUCCAUGUCGCGAAUAAAAAAUUAGUCAAGCUUGGAUAAAUUUGGAUACUUAUACGAACUAUUGUUUCUGUUUGACUAUUUGCCCGCAAAGUCCAGUCUGAAGCUGCCGGAAAAAGAGGCCUUAAUCCUUUUGAUCAAGCUCUUCAUCUUGCUGAGCUUCUUGGCUGUAAGUUCGCCGACCUUGAAGUGGACUAUAACCCUACUAGCUAUAAGAACCCAUACACCAUUUAAC